AUGACUAGAUAUACAAUCACAGUUAUGAUUCUCAAUCUGGUUAUUGGAGCCUCUAUGACUGAAAGAGAUCAUUCAUCUGUGAUAAGACCGAAUGACUGUAGUGACUUGGAUAAAUCGACAUGUAAAAGUGGAAUCUACAAGAUAUACCCCAAUAAAACACCUGGAUUUGGAGUUUUCUGUGAAAUGGAAAAGCAUGGCGGAGGAUGGACUGUUUUUCAGCAUCGGAAGGUUGGGAAGGUGGAUUUUUACCUAGACUGGGAGUCGUACAAAAAUGGUUUUGGAAAAUUGGACGGAGAAUGUUGGUUAGGUAACGAGCACCUGCAUCAGAUCACAUCUCAGGGAAAGUACAAAUUGCGCAUAGACCUGCAAGAUUUUGAAAAUAAUACAAAAUAUGCAAAUUAUAAUCAUUUCGAAGUAGGAGACGAAAAAUCUGGAUACAAGCUAACGGUAGCAGGUUACGAUGGCAAUGCUGGAGAUUCAUUCACCUACCACAAUGGCCAGAAGUUCUCAACAAAAGAUAAAGAUCAUACUGGUAGAUGCGCUCAUGAAUACAAGGGAGCUUGGUGGUACAACACGUCUUGUCAUGUUAGUAACCUUAACGGUCUCUAUUUGAAGGGACACCACAAAUCGUUUGCAAAUGGUAUUAAUUGGCGCUAUUGGAAAGGAUACCACUAUUCUCUGAAAACAACAAUCAUGAUGAUCCGAAAAAAAGCCUAG
Molecule: messenger RNA, 717 nt
Organism: Mytilus trossulus (common blue mussel)
Lineage: Eukaryota; Metazoa; Mollusca; Bivalvia; Mytilida; Mytilidae
Product: ryncolin-2-like
Exons: 5
Coding region: 1-717 (238 amino acids)
Source: RefSeq, a predicted model, not a curated record